AUGGCCUUCCUGGGGCUGGUGCUGUUUCUGGCGCUGCCUGCCUUUUUCCUCGGAGUCCUUGUCUGGACUGUCUUUGAACAUUUCCGCACUACAGACAUCCCCUCUGCCAUACAACAUCCUGCCAAGUUUCGAUUUCUGCACUGUAUGUUCCUGUAUGUGAUAACUUUGGGGAAUAUAUUUGAGAAGCUGGGGAUUUGCUCCAUGCCCAAAUUUUUCCGCUUUCUACAUGACAGAGUAAGAAUAAAGAAGGACCCUGCGCUUGUGGUCACCAAUCUGCGCUUUGGGACUAUACCCGUGAGGCUGUUCCAGCCCAAGGCAGCGUCCUCUAGACUCCGGAGGGGUAUCAUCUUCUACCAUGGAGGGGGUGCGAUCUUUGGGAGCCUGGACUCUUACCACAGCUUAUGCUGUUUUCUGGCCCGGGAGACCGACUCUGUGCUGCUGAUGAUUGGGUACCGCAAGCUCCCUGACCACCAUGCCCCCGCCCUUUCCCAAGACUGUCUGAAUGCCUCCAUCCACUUCCUGAGGUGCCUGGACACCUAUGGAGUGGACCCUUCCCGGGUCGUGCUCUGUGGAGAAAGCAUUGGAGGAGGGGCUGUGGUCUACAUCGCCCAGACCCUGGUGGGCAGAUCAGAUCUUCCCAGCAUUCGGGCUCAGGUUCUGAUUAACCUGUGUGUCCAGGCCAUUAAUUUGUGCUUACCAUCCUCUGAGCAGUACUGGUGCGUCCCAUUCCUCAGCCAGGAUUUCGUAGUGACUUCCAUCUGCAAGUACAUGGCCAUUGACAUCUCCUGGAAGGAGGCCAUCCUGACGGGAGCAUUUAUGCCCCCAGACACCUGGAGGAAGUACAGGAAGUGGCUCAGUGCUGACAACAUCCCCAAGAGAUUCCAAGGCAGAGGCCCCCCACCCAGGUUUCCUGCCCCCUAUAAUGAGGCUGCCUAUCUAGAAACCAAACAUCUAUUCGAUAGAGAAUAUUCACCCUUCCUGGCAGAUGACGAGACCAUGGCUCAGCUUCCUGAGGUCUUCCUGGUGAGCUGUGAGAAUGACAUGCUCCGGGAUGACAGCUUGCUCUAUAAGAAACGCUUGGAGGACCUGGGGGUCCGUGUGACAUGGUACCACGUGGAGGAUGGCUUUCACGGAUCCCUUAUCUUAUUUGAUAAGAAGUUUUUCUCUUUCCCAUGCUCUGUGAAAAUUGUGAAUGCUGUAGUCGAUUAUAUAAAGGGUAUCUGA
Molecule: messenger RNA, 1224 nt
Organism: Otolemur garnettii (small-eared galago)
Lineage: Eukaryota; Metazoa; Chordata; Mammalia; Primates; Galagidae
Gene: AADACL4
Product: arylacetamide deacetylase like 4
Exons: 4
Coding region: 1-1224 (407 amino acids)
Molecular function (GO): hydrolase activity
Source: RefSeq, a predicted model, not a curated record